Molecule: messenger RNA, 445 nt
Organism: Notothenia coriiceps (black rockcod)
Lineage: Eukaryota; Metazoa; Chordata; Actinopteri; Perciformes; Nototheniidae
Product: small glutamine-rich tetratricopeptide repeat-containing protein alpha-like
Exons: 5
Biological process (GO): post-translational protein targeting to endoplasmic reticulum membrane
Cellular component (GO): membrane; TRC complex
Molecular function (GO): molecular adaptor activity; protein binding
Source: RefSeq, a predicted model, not a curated record
GGGCUGCAGCAUACAGUAAACUAGGGAACUAUGCUGGAGCGGUGCAGGACUGUGAGCAGGCCAUCAGCAUCGACCCAAACUACAGCAAAGCCUACGGGAGGAUGGGUUUGGCUCUGGCCAGCCUCAACAAACACACAGAAGCAGGGACUUACUACAAGAAAGCUCUGGAGCUCGACCCCGACAACGACACCUACAAAACCAACCUGAAGAUCGCAGAGGAGAAGAUGGAAACGUCCAGUCCAACAGCAGGGAUGGGUGGAGUGGAUCUGGCCGGUCUGCUCGGUAACCCCGGCUUCAUGAACAUGGCGUCCUCUCUGAUGAACAAUCCUCAGGUGCAGCAGCUGAUGUCAGGGAUGAUGUCAGGAGCGUAUGGUGGGAUGCCAGGAGGAGGUGCUGGAAUGCCAGGAGGAGCAGGAGGAAUGCCAGGUGGCUUGCCAGGAGGAAU